AUGCAAUCCAAUAAAUUCUCGAAAGCUGUUAGCAACUCGUGGCUUAUGGUGGGGAUCGGAUUAGGUGCCUGUGGCCUGGUCGCCCAACUCAUCCUAAGGCGCUCGCCCGUAUCUGUUUCUACUACUUCCGGACGGAUAAGUCAGUUGUGGUCGCGCCUGGGAAGCCUUGGAAGGCUCGGGAACCUAAAGGAACGCGUCUUUCGGAGCAUCACGGCCAGGCAAUACUACCACGGUGGCUUUGAGGAGCGGAUGAGCCCCAGGGAGGCGGCCCGGAUCCUGGGCACUAGUCUCAGUGCCCCCCAGUCCAGGGUGCGGGAAGCCCACCGUCAAGUCAUGCUGGCCAACCACCCGGAUCGCGGCGGCUCUCCCUAUUUGGCCGCCAAGAUCAACGAGGCUAAGGAGCUGCUGAUGUCGCGGAAGCCGCGACCGGGCUAGAGAUGGACGGCAAGGGCUUCGUUCUCAAAAUUUUCGAUAGUUGCAUAGAUUUUCAACAACGACUGAAGGAUGUUCUUUUUUUCUAAAAACAAGUUAGACCUUUUCUAAGCAUAGGCGUUUCAUAAAGCUGUUCUUUUCCAAAUUAUUAUAUUUACAUCAAUGUGUACAUCCUUGUGGUCUCAAUCCUAAUAAAAUAUUGUAAUCGGUUGUUGAAUCAA
Molecule: messenger RNA, 653 nt
Organism: Drosophila bipectinata
Lineage: Eukaryota; Metazoa; Arthropoda; Insecta; Diptera; Drosophilidae
Product: mitochondrial import inner membrane translocase subunit TIM14
Biological process (GO): protein import into mitochondrial matrix
Cellular component (GO): PAM complex, Tim23 associated import motor
Molecular function (GO): ATPase activator activity
Source: RefSeq, a predicted model, not a curated record